AUGGAAACUCAUCCUGGGCCGUCUCACAAUGUAUUACGUCCACUCCAAAAGUACUUGGUGCACGCUGACGCCUGAUCUAGAGAGCCCACAGUACGAAUACCCCACGACCUCAUGCAAGUAAAGCUUGUAAUGAAUGCAAACAACAAAAGGCAAGUUUGCGCUCACCCGAACCCUUCCCCAAUCUCUGGUUUCGUGCUCGCGGGUCUCGUUAUACUGCACCUGUUGGACUAAUAAGUCAAUUAGUUAAGAUGCAACGCAAAGUUGGAUCCAAAAGGAUGCGCGCGUUGUCAAAGACUAGGACUGGUGUGCGCCGUUCAGAAUGGAUUCAAACGUAUAAAUAAGCGCCAGUAAGUGUGCAUAUGUCUUGCCAGUCAAUCUGUAUUAAAUAAAUGCCCAUAGAAAAUCCGAAAUACUCCAACAAGAAAACCAACUGCUGAGGCAACAGCUUGGAUCAGUAUUCUCUGCUAGCGAUCCCAGAAUUUCUACUUCCCCAAGCAUAAUUGCCUCUCAAUCGCCCUUGAGCCCAUUGAGUCGGCAAGGGACAAAUGAGCCUACUUUACAACAGCCCGGGCCAAGUAUUUCUCUACCCGAAGUCUCCACGGCCAUCGAUGUGCCAGUUCAAUUGCCCGUUAAUUUGAAUACGACUCUACCCAGAACUCUAGAUGAUAUUGUCCUACAAGCAGAUGAGAUAGAUGACAUCUUUGAGCUGUGAGCCGAAUCCUUCCACUAUUCUGCCAGAGGCUCUAAUGACACGUGCAAUAAAACAGAUACUUCACACAUUACGCAAAACAUUUACCCUUCUUAGAUUGCCAGCGUUCAGAAUCGCCAAACGCAUUUCACGCUCGAUCGCCGUUGUUAUUUUGGGCAAUAAUCAGCGCGGGCGCGAGAAGAUACCCCAGGAACCCUGCAUUACUUUUUUCCCUCUCCGAGCCUCUUCUGAAGUUAGGCUGGAGUGCCAUGCAAAUUUCCGGUGCCGUUAUUCACAAUAUUCAAGGAUUACUUAUUCUAUCUACAUGGCCAUUUCCUACAAACACCACCAGUCGAGAUGGUACUUUCACUCUUAGUGGCAUGGCCGUGAAUUUAGCUCUCCAAAUUGGAUUACAUGUUCCUCUCCAGGGUCAAGAGUACUCUCGAACCAGAAUCGAUUUGAGUAAUGACAGUCUUGCGCGCAGAGUUCAGUUGUGGUCUUUUUGCGUGGUAGUACAUCAGAAGUAAGUAAUAAAAAACUACACUGGCUUCAACCCUGUAUACUGAUUUUGGUAGGGCUGCGUGUGCGUUAGGAUAUUCUAUCACACUCCCACUCAAUCUAUUUCAGCAAAAAUUAGAUGUAAGCGGUCUCAUGUGUCUUGCUCCACGUAGUUUAUCCCUUGAAGUGAAGAUUGCCGGCAUAAUAUCCCGCUUCAAUUCGGUUUUCUCGGAGUUCAAUUUCGAUGAUUUACAGCAACAGGCUCAAGUUGCUCCCUCAAUGAUGCUGAAUGUAUUCGAGGCUCAACUUGAGGAGCUUUCUUCCGAAGUCCAUUCCCUGUCAGGUAAAGAACUGCUCUUCGUCUUUUCGGAAUUAGUGCUUAUAAUGGUGGAUUCUUUAGACUUGGAAGAUUUAUAUUUCCAGAUAGCGCAGCUUCAACUGCGAAUAUACUAUCUUCGUUGUCCUCAAAGUGAGGUGUUCUCCCUCAAUCUACUCAAACUGUACACCACUGCCAUCAACAUCAUCGAAAAAGUCAGCUAUAUUGAUUCAGAAACCAAAAACUUUGCAAGCUUUUGCCCUCAUCGUGCGUCACAAGUUUCUUGUAAACCCUUGCCCUUGAGUUCCCACUUUCUUCUCAUUUUUCCAUAUAAAGAUUGAUUGGAGCUAUUAUUUGAGACUGUUUAGAACUCAACAGCAGAACCUUUGGUCUUUUUAAUCACUCUCGAACAGUGUUUCUAGCCUAUCCACCAUACUUCGCAGAAGUGGAUUUCAUGAGAAGGUUGUUCACUGAAAAAAAGAAAGACUCAAGCUGCCACUUCCGCUCAUCCGUGGGCUCAUGGCUCAGGGUUAUCCUGUCUACAUUAAUAAUCUUUUAGAUGGACAAGUACUGAUCAACUCCCCUCUAGACGUAUACAGAAUGAUGACGCUAGCUGCUGCGACGGUCUUACGAGUUCUUAAAACGCCUAUGUCCUCGAAUAUCAGUGAGCAGAAGCAAGGCGUAUCUGCGAUUUUUCUUGCGGUUUCUCUCCUGAAAAGAAUAUCAAUAUAUAACAAUGACAUGCCAAGCCGCAUGACCGGGAUUUUCUCUCAGCUUUGGACUUCUCAAAAAGCGUUCAAAGCAGCCGGGGAUCAACGUUCAUCUACUGCUUUGAGGAUUCAAAGUCGACUUUCUAUGAGUUUGCUGCAUGAUACAAUGUGGUGGUGGUGAGUGCGAGCGAUCUGUGCCUCAAGACAUAUUCGCUGAUAGCCCAUACUUACAGGCGUGAAGAAUUUGGAGGAGCACAAAACCUUGAGCCAAAGCCAGCUAGGGCUAGAGGUAAGUCAUAGCAGAAUUCCCCGAGAAGGUAGAAUUACGGUUAUUCUGACCUUGAGUAGACCAACAAGUUGACCAGUCUGAACCUGCAAACAACAUUCCAAGUUCUUCGGCCCAGAACAGCUCCCAGCUGACAUCCGCAAACGCCAACGAUAACAAUCUUCUUAGUAUGGGAGGUAACAACAUGACUGACUCGAACGUUGUUCCACAAGACGCAUCAAUGGAUGGCAUGUUUCUCAAUGACGAUCCAUUUUCCUUCAUAUGGGGCCAGACUGACCAUGGCUUUGAAUCGAUGGUCGAGCUAUUCCCCGACUCGUGGCCUCUUUGAUUUCGUAUUAUGGUGGGACAACAGGAAGCAAUUCGAUUUACAAUGAGGAUAUUUCUUGGACUUAUCCGACCCCCAUCGUUCGGCUCGGUCAGCUGGACGGCUUUAUCACCUUCUCAAUCGCCGUUGGUAAUUCUCCGAGUCGUCGAUCUUCCGAACCAGCAUUGUUACAUGCCGGCAAGAGGAAGUUGGUCCUGCAAAGCUAAAGCAAGAUCCGAUGAAAAAUCCAAGUUGCGGGGCAUCAGGUUUGCUUCUGGCAUCCUUAAAAGCUACACGAUGAUGUCACAUUUUUCAAAGAAUUGAGUGGAGAUCAUUAUUGUGAAGCAGACAGGUGGUACGAGAUUCGUGGGGUUUACUGGGCAAUUAGACCACGAUGCAGGUAGCCGAAAUCUCGACCCAACAACCGUACCGAAGCCAUCAACGACAGUGUCACUAAUAAUGUCCGAGCUCUGUUAUGUGUAUUGAUCAAAGGCAUGACUCAUGCCUCACAGAAUGGCCGUUUAGGGCUUGCAUGCCCCGGACAUGAAGGGAACGUAGGUGUGUAGAAGGCUACAAGGCGGUCUUAGUCGUGCGACUUGAGGCUGUGCAGCACAGCGUUUAUUUGCCAGUCACAUCACUGUAUUACACGCAUCGAAACAAAAACUCGAACCGUUACUUCAAAAGAACUCUUCUAUCAACGCCGAAUUAUAAUCAGGUUCUCUCGCAGGACUUGACGUUUUUAGGAUGAUAAAACUUCUCGCUACCCCUCUACAGUACAGUAAGACCCCUUUUUUGUGCUGCGGUGUCAAAUAUGUCGACGCUCACACAGCCCCGGAAACGAAUCCGGCCCCCCUACAGGGGUUCUGCGCCUCUGCAUCGUAUCAAAAUCUUUCACCGGGCCAUCAGGGCAAUGUUAAACAAGCCCACCAGACGGUAUGGAAUUCCCCAGAAUUAGUGUGUCAACCGUAACCCCCACCCACCGCAAAGAUCUUCCCGAACUCACGAGCUAUCACAUUCUCCAGCAUUGCCCUACCGGAAUUAAGUCCAGAGAUCAAAGGUAGCAAGCCGAGAGAGGGGAUUCCGAGCAGGAUUCCAGCCUUACCGCAGCCGAUCAGCUUCUUAUCAACGAUUCUGCUGAGUGAGUGGCAAACAUUUUUAAUUCAUCCUUCCACUGCUUCUGACACCCCUUUCCAUGAUUACUUUCUUCUCUAGAACGGUUGAAGUGCCGGGGAGUGAUCCGGAAUGAGAGGUGCCCUGUCGAACCAUGCCGGGCGGCUUGCGAGAAGGCAGCGACGCAAAGUCUAGCGCCUCGGUGAGGGCAUUCAAACUGGAGGAGGAUGCUGUACAAGAAGGGCUUCUGUGGUCGUGUGAGAGAUUGUGAUGGUUCUGAGGCCGUUCUCACAUGGGUUCUUUGGAGGUGUGGGGCAGGUGGUUUGUUGAAGGUGGUUAUAUAUAGGGGAUCUGCCUCUGGUUAUCGUCAUUUUUUGUGAUUCUUGAGGACCCGAAUUUCAAAUGCAACUUUAUCAUUGAUGAUCGUUGUUAUCUGUGUUGAGUUCUGAUUGUUUGCCUUUCUGAAUGCGUACUCGAAGUGGGCUCGUCCUCGAGAGUCGAGAAGCGAGACGAACUGACAAUAUGGCUGAUGAUAAUCACUCCACCGAGGCACAAUGGGGGACGCCAGUUCAUGGUACAAGGUACAUUAACCCCUUUCAAAGCCUAUCAUCCAUCAGCACUUUAAAGUGCCGGUCUCUGACUGCGCUACUUAGUCACUCAACAAUAGCCUUACAUCACCGUUCCUCUCUUAGUCCAACAGCUACAGGAGAUGGACACCAACAACAGUACACACAACAACGCUCUCAUACACCCGAUAAUAUAUCACCAACCCACACUCCACCAAACCACUUCAACAUCUCCCCAUUAGCCUCCCCAGCCCAACAACAACAGGACUACUUCACCCACCCCCCUUCACCA
This is a messenger RNA of Hymenoscyphus albidus, 4770 nucleotides long. NCBI's taxonomy places the organism in Eukaryota, Fungi, Ascomycota, Leotiomycetes, Helotiales, Helotiaceae. The record is from the annotation of a GenBank genome assembly.